Molecule: messenger RNA, 800 nt
Organism: Suhomyces tanzawaensis NRRL Y-17324
Lineage: Eukaryota; Fungi; Ascomycota; Pichiomycetes; Serinales; Debaryomycetaceae
Product: rRNA-processing protein
Exons: 1
Coding region: 5-751 (248 amino acids)
Biological process (GO): rRNA processing
Cellular component (GO): small-subunit processome; nucleolus
Source: RefSeq, a predicted model, not a curated record
CAUAAUGGCCAAAUUAGUUCACAACGUCCAAAAGAAGCAACAUAAGGAGCGUUCCCAACUCACAGAGAGGGCCAGAUUUGGUCUCUUGGAGAAGAAGAAGGACUACCGUCUCAGAGCUGCCGAUUAUCACAAGAAGCAAAAUGCAUUAAAGGCUUUGAAGCUGAAAGCCCAAGCCUACAACCCCGAUGAAUACUAUCAUGCCAUGACCAAGAAGUCCACUGACGAACGUGGUGUUCUUAUAGCAGACAGAGGAAAUGAGCUGAUGUCUGUGGCGCAAGUCAAGUUGUUGAAGACACAGGAUGUCAACUACGUGAGGACCUUGAGAUUGAAUGAGUUGAAUAAGAUUGAAAAAUUGAAGAAGGACUUGGACUUCAAAGCUGGGGGACAGCACACUGUGUUCGUGGAUUCCGUUUUGGAACAACAGAACUUGACCCCAGAAGAGUUCUUCAAUACUGAUUCCAGUUUGAUAGAUAGAAGAGAGAACAGAUUGAGAAUAUCCCAAUUGCAAAGUAACGAGAAGCUCAUCAAGCAAGAUACCUUGGACGACCAGAAUUUGAUAGACGACCAGAACAAAGAGAAGUUGAAGCAAUUUAAGAUAUUGCAACAAAGGCUCAAGAGAGUGGAGGAGUUGAAGGAGGUCGAAGCCAAGUUGGAACUCACCAGAGAGUUGAUGAAGAACGGCAACAAGAAGAAGGUUGUGGAUGGAAAUGGAAACGUUCAGUUUAAGUGGAAAAACGUGAGAAAGAGGUAAUUGCAUAUAGGUUAAUGUAUAUUAGAUGUCUACAGAAAUCAGUAGUGAG